This is a messenger RNA of Penicillium oxalicum, 1296 nucleotides long. Its product is annotated as thiolase family protein. The transcript has 3 exons. The record is from RefSeq and is a predicted model, not a curated record. Gene Ontology annotation, biological process: fatty acid beta-oxidation. Gene Ontology annotation, molecular function: acetyl-CoA C-acetyltransferase activity. Bases 1 to 1296 code for a protein of 431 amino acids. NCBI's taxonomy places the organism in Eukaryota, Fungi, Ascomycota, Eurotiomycetes, Eurotiales, Aspergillaceae.
AUGAUGAACGCUGCAGGGCUCUCUGCCCGCCUUCCAUCGCGAGUUGCGAUCCCCGCAUUUCGUGCUCGACACUUUAGCUCCGGUCGCGCGAUGCUGAAGGAGAUUGAAGAGGCCUACAUCAUCAGCGCAUCUCGUACACCCACUGCCAAGUUUAACGGUUCCUUCGCUUCCGUGUCCGCGCCUGAGCUCGGUGCAGUGGCGAUCAAGUCUGCCUUGAGCAAGAGCAAGAUUCCAGUGGAGAAGAUCACUGAUGUGUACAUGGGAAAUGUGUUGCAGGGGUCGGUCGGACAAGCCCCUGCCCGGCAGGCGUCCAUGUUUGCGGGCUUGCCCUCCAGCGUUGAGUCGAUGACCGUGAACAAGGUCUGCGCCUCGGGUCUGAAGGCUGUUGUCCUUGCCGCUCAGAACAUUCAACUUGGCUUGGCGGAGGCCCAGGUCGCCGGUGGCAUGGAGAACAUGACGCGCGUGCCGUAUUACUUGCCUCGUUCUAGCCAACUGCCGCCGUUCGGUGAGAUCAAGCUAGAGGACGGUCUGAUCAAGGACGGUCUUUGGGACGUCUACAACAAAUUCCAUAUGGGAAUCUGUGCGGAGCAAACUGCUAAGAAGUACGAGAUCUCUAGGCAAGAUCAAGACGAGUAUGCCAUCCGUUCCUACCAGCGGGCCCAGGAGGCGUGGAAGGGGAACAAGUUUGCCGAUGAGAUCGCACCAGUGACAGUCAAGGGCAAGAAGGGCGAGACGAUCAUCGACCGGGAUGAGGGGUACGAGAACUUGCGCAUUGACAAGUUGACUACCCUGAAGCCCGCUUUCCUUCGGGAUGGAAGCGGCACUGUGACCGCGGGCAACGCUUCUACGAUGAAUGAUGGUGCAUCUGCCUUGGUGCUGGCUAACAAGGCUCUUGCCCGCGAGUUUGGCACUGGUGCCCGAGCGCUGGCCCGCAUUGUAUCCUCGGCCGACGCUGCCAUUGACCCGGUCGACUUCCCUGUCGCCCCCGCCAAGGCGGUUCCCAUCGCUUUGGAGCGCGCUGGAAUUACCAAGGACCAGGUCGCUGUCUGGGAAUUCAAUGAGGCCUUUGCAGCGGUCAUCAAGGCCAAUGAGAAGAUCCUCGGCCUGGAAGACGCAAAGGUGAACAUGCUUGGUGGUGCCAUCUCCCUUGGUCACGCUUUGGGCAGCUCUGGCUCCCGUAUUCUGGUCACACUCCUCCACCAGCUGAAGCCUGGCGAGUAUGGUGUGGCCGCUAUCUGCAAUGGCGGCGGUGCAGCAACCGCGAUGGUUGUGCAGAAGCUGGACCGUGUGGACUAG